Molecule: messenger RNA, 1394 nt
Organism: Phlebotomus argentipes
Lineage: Eukaryota; Metazoa; Arthropoda; Insecta; Diptera; Psychodidae
Product: ribonuclease H2 subunit B
Exons: 2
Coding region: 66-1010 (314 amino acids)
Biological process (GO): RNA catabolic process; ribonucleotide metabolic process
Cellular component (GO): nucleoplasm; ribonuclease H2 complex
Source: RefSeq, a predicted model, not a curated record
GGUGAUUUGCGGCGUCUUCUUGUGUUUUUGUUGAUUGUCUCUUGAGGAGUGGCGACCAGGUGAAAAUGUCCAAAUCACGAGGUGCUAAAGGUAGAGGUAAUAAGAAAGAAAGUGCCGAAACGUGCGAGGUAUUCACAAGACCGAAGGGAGAGACGAGAGUGUGUUUCCUGGACAAGAAGCUCUUUGAGGUUAAGGAUGGGCAGCUGGACGUGAUCUCGCUGAGGAAUCCCUCCUCGCUCAAGGCAGCAAAUUACAUCAUCUCCACGGAUGGCAAGUGUAUCAGGGAAUUGCUGCAGUUCUGUCAGCCUUAUCGUUCCUGGUUCAUCGAUGAAUCCAUCCAGGCUGAUGGGAAUCUCUACAUAACAACUGAGAUUGAUCCGCUCUUCCUCAUCCUGCCCUAUCUGGUGGAUGCUUGCAGUGAGAUGGCAGCUCCUCUAGACAGUUUCCUGGUUGACGAGGAGUUCCCGCACAUUUCCCGGCUGCAGGAAAUUGUAACCGCGAAGCAAAUGACUCGAAUCUCAGACGAAAAAGGUAAUGAUUUCGUGAAGGGAUUCAAGUACAAUGAGAUCAAAACGCUCGAUUGGUUAAGCCAGAAGUGCCAAAGAGUCGCCAAAGUGCUGAAGGAGAAGAAAAUCUUUGUCGGUCAGGGAGCAGUUUCGGCUACUUUUAUCUCUCCGGACGCCAGCGGUGAGACUGAAGAUGACACUAGCUACCUCACCUACGCCUUCACCAUACUCUCUGACUAUAUAUCUGAAGACUUGAGUGCUUUGCUGAAGCAGAAGCUGGGCAUUGAGGAGAAAUCGGUGGCCAAUGUGAAGCGAAAGCCAUCGAAGACACUUCAAGAUGCGUCAGGGAAGAAGAUCAAGACGGAGAAUGAUGAGAAUCAGUAUGCCGAGUCGGAUCUGGUGCAGGAGAAGGUGCCAGAGGUGAAGUUGACGUCGAAGGAGAAGGCUCUGGCCAAGGCAGCGACCGGAACGAAGAGUAUAAUGUCGUUUUUCAAGAAAAAAUAACUAAAUGUUUUUAUUCUUUUCGCAAAACAUAAAUUUUCUUCUGAAAAUAUACACUGUUAGUAUCUCAAAUAACGAUAAAAAUUACUCGAAAAGAUAUAAUUUAAAAAAGGGGAGUCAUUUUUAAAACAAUUACUGACUAAAUUACAUAGCAUAUCAUUGCACAUUGGAUUCUUGUUAGCAAGAUUAUAAUGUCUUAAAUCUACUAUACAAGGUUUAUCCUUGAUGCACUUGUGCGAAUUGUCUGUGACUUUUCCCCCCUAAAAAAAAGAGUGUCCAAAAGAGUCAGGUAACUUCUUCUCCGGCGUCCCGUGAAGGAAAAAAAAACUAGUUAAUGCAACAAAGAAAGUUGAUCCCAUCAACCAAUAAACGAUAGAAGAGUACUUC